Messenger RNA from Epithele typhae, 1656 nucleotides. RefSeq names its product CK1/CK1 protein kinase. The coding region runs from base 1 to 1656 and encodes 551 amino acids. Gene Ontology annotation, cellular component: cytoplasm; nucleus. Gene Ontology annotation, biological process: signal transduction; peptidyl-serine phosphorylation; endocytosis. Lineage: Eukaryota; Fungi; Basidiomycota; Agaricomycetes; Polyporales; Epitheliaceae. The transcript is spliced from 5 exons. Gene Ontology annotation, molecular function: protein serine/threonine kinase activity; ATP binding. The record is from RefSeq and is a predicted model, not a curated record.
AUGACGGGACAGACCAAACAACAGUAUCCCAGGUUCAUCAAAAACUGGAAGCUGGGCCAGAAGCUGGGUGCCGGCUUUUCAGGCGCCAUCUUCGUCGCAGACCACGUCCACACCGGCCAGCGCGCCGCCAUCAAGCUCCAGCCCGUCGAUGAGCCAACCCCGACGAACCGCUACGAGCGUGCCUUCUACCCCGCCAUGCAGGGUGGGACCGGCAUCCCGACGCUGUGGGCAUCAGGACAGGCUGGGACGUGGGACUACCUCGUCAUCGAUCUCCUCGGGCGCAGCCUGGACUCGCUGCACCGAGAGCUCAUGCUCAAGCAGGACGUGUGGGACCUCCGGAGCGUGUGCAGCGUGGCCAUCCAAACUAUCGACAGGAUGCGGUGGAUACACAGUCGUGGGAUCCUCCACCGGGACAUCCAGCUCGGUAACUUCGUGGUGGGCCCGUCGCCGAACCACGAGACGCUGUACAUGAUCGACUUCGGCUUCUCCAAGUUCUACAUCGACCCCGCCACCCGACGGCACAUCCCCGACAGCAAGGCGCCCCGCGACUUCAUCGGCAACUACUGGUUUUCGUCCGUGCGCGUGCACUGCCAAGGCAGGGUACCGUCACGAAGGGAUGACAUGGAGGCGCUUGCACUCAUGCUCAUCCACCUGCUCACACCUUACGGACUAAGUUGGACGCGGAACGGUAUCCCAAUGACGAAUGAGGCGCACGAGCGGCUGAAGAAAGAAAAACGGCUAGCUCGCCCCGAAGACCUCUGUCAUGGUCUCCCACCCGUGUUCGAGGAGCUCCUGCGCGCAUCACGCAAGCACGAUUUCCAGGGCUGCCCCGACUACGAGUACUGGAUCGAGGAGUUCCGUGCGCUCGCGGACGAGUACGGCUUCGAGGAGAUCGACCGCUUCAUCUGGCCAUCGCCAUGCCCCAAGGUACCGCCCAAGCAGGCGGCGAAGAAGAAGGCGGCCACGGCGGAACUCGAAGGCGUCCUGCAGGACCUCGCGGAGCUGAAACUCGGCGAAAGCUCGCGCCAAGCGCUCGGCGAGCGCCCGCACCUUGUCAACCGCGGCUCGAACGGGGACGGGAAGAGCAAGGACAAAGUGAAGGACUCGAUGGGCAAAAAGCCCGCCGCUGGCGCUGCGGGAGGCAGCGACUCGGACGAGAACGCGCCCACACGGGGUUCCGGGGCGGGCGUGGGGCGGGCGAAGGCGACGCGGCUGGCGCAGCUCGCGCGUGCGGCCGGCGCCGCGUCGGACAACCGGGGGCUCGCGGCGGUCUUGCGCGAGUUCACGCAGGUGAUGCAGGAGAACCGGUCGCGCACGUUGACGAAGGAGGGCUUCGCGGUGCUCGACGCGCUGCACAAGCAGCUCGCGGACCCGUCGGUGUUCGUGGCGCCGGCCCCGCGCCGACCUCGCGCGAGCGGAGGAGGCAGCGUGGGGACUGCGGGGACGGCGGACAGCGCGAGGGAAACGCGGUCAGGGAAGAUGAACAAGCUGUGGCGGCUCGGGGUCGAGGCCAAGACGGCGGGAGACAACGGGCAGCUGGCGCGGCUGGUGAGCGAGUUCGGGCAGGUGAUCUACAAGAGCGGGGGGCGGACGGUCACCAAGGACGGCUUUGGGUUCUUGAACGCACUGACGACCCGGCUCGAGGCAUUGGCGUGA